Molecule: messenger RNA, 4798 nt
Organism: Hyla sarda
Lineage: Eukaryota; Metazoa; Chordata; Amphibia; Anura; Hylidae
Product: ovostatin-like
Exons: 38
Coding region: 1-4467 (1488 amino acids)
Cellular component (GO): extracellular region
Molecular function (GO): endopeptidase inhibitor activity
Source: RefSeq, a predicted model, not a curated record
AUGGCCUUAGUAACCCGAUUCAGAUUCCAAAAAGUUUUCAAAAUCCUUUUGAUCCAUUAUUGUCUCAUAAAAAAAGCAAAUAUGCUUGUAAAACCUGGGCCCUUUAUACCACCAGAUAUAAGUCCCCCCAUCGAACAGGCGAACUGCAAGUACAUCCUGGCCACCCCGACCGUGUUGCCAAGUGGGAAGACGGGACAAGUCUGCGUCUUUAUUGACUGUGAGGAGACUGUACAGGUGGACGUUAGGUUGGAAUACCAAUUCACCAGCAUAUCCCUAUUCAACAAUCAGAUCACGUCUCAGUUUUUUGAAUGCAAAGAUGUUCCAGUCCCUACGGUCACCACAGUGACACUGGCUUAUGUAACCUUUUCAGCUAUUGGAAAUACAGUAGAAAAAAGGGAACGCAAAGGCGUUGCUAUUGACAAUAUGCCUGCAUCUUGCUUUGUUCAAACAGAAAAGAAAUUGUACAGACCUGGAGACACAGUGAGAAGCAGAGCAUUUUGUCUGAACUAUGACCUGAAGCCAACAGAACAAAAGUUCACCAGAGUUCGCCUUUUGGAACCAACCGGGGCAUGUGUGCAAAUAAUAGACCUGCUGUCAGAGUCUUAUGUAGCAUCUGCGGAAGUAACCCUAAGUGAAGACGCUUCUCCGGGAGGAUACAAUCUCAUAUUCGAGAGGGAAUCUGGCAAUCCAGUGUCCAAAUAUGUGACAGUGCAAAGAUACAGGUUACCAAGAUUUGACUCCACCGUCACCUGUCCAAAUACACUUUCAAUCCUGGAUAAAUCAGCCAAAAUUGACAUAUCUGCAAAGUAUGUAUAUGGUAAGCCAUUACCGGCCACCGUCAUCAUAAAGUGCUGCAGAAAUAAAGCCUACAAUUACGGCAGAGCAGGGAAUUGUUACAAAGGCUUGGAAGAUAUUUGUGAGGAAUUUACUGGAGAGCUGGAUGACACUGGAGCCUACACUAAUGAUCUGAGCCUGGAUAUCUAUAAGCUCCAGUUUUCAGAAUACAGCAGUAGCCUUCAAUGUACAGUCACCAUAAAAGAAGCUGGAACAGGGGUCCUGGACACCAAAUACUGUUAUAUGUACAUCUCCAGCCAACCCAUUAAUCUGCAGAUUGACUAUUCCUAUACUCCUCAGUUUUACAAACGUGGACUGGAGUUUCCAUUUGCAGUCACACUAACAGAUGAAAAAAGCCAACCCUUGGCCUAUAAAAGCGUUUCCAUAGACGUAGAUGGAUUAGAAAUCAAGACAGUAACAACAGAUGCUCAAGGGCGGGCGGAAUGUGCAAUUGAUACAUCGCAAUACUUUAAAGCAAACUUUACUAUCCGCGCCAGCUAUUUAGAUGAAGACCAAUGUUAUGUCCCAAGUCAGAGUCCCCGAUGGUCCCCAGUGUUUUCUAAUAGCUAUGAUCCUGGGUAUCCUCAUGCUGAAAGAAUUGUCUAUCGGUUUUUCGCGGAGACAGACAGCUUCUUACAAAUCAAAAAGGAGACACAAGGAGAACUCACCUGUUCCUCGACUUUGCCCAUAGAGGUGAAAUACAAAGUGACCAAAGACGGAGUCGGGAAAGGUGCAACUAGUACCACUUUCUAUUACUUGGUCAAAGCAAGGGGACAAAUUGUAUUACAUGGCAAACAAGAUGUUGAUUUGUCCACCAGCCUGAAAGGAUCUUUCAGUAUAAACCUGCUUAUAACGCCUAAAUAUGCAAAAAGUGCUAAAGUCCUGGUUUUUGGAGCAAUGAAAACUGAAAUCAUCUCAGACUAUUUAGAAUUUUCUGUGGAGAGCUGCUUCGACAAUCAGGUUUCCUUGACCUUCACAGAAUCAAUCGUAGCACCAGGGUCCGAGGUUGAGCAAGAAAUAACAGCAGCUCCGGGUUCACUCUGCGGAUUAAGAGCAUCCGAUGCCAGUUUGGAUUUACUUCAGUCAUACGAUGAUUUCAACCGUGAUAAUCUGCCUUACUCUCUGGAAUAUUAUAAUUAUGGCCUCCAAGUUCAGAAUUAUGACUUAGGAGACCCAGAGCCCCCUUGUGAGGAUCCAAGCAAAGAGGUGUUUUGUCAUGGAAGAUAUUAUCUGCCUUACAGCAGCACAACAGACGGGGAUACGUACAGCAACCUUGUGUCGAUGAGUCUGAUUGUUGCCAGUGAACUUAGAGUGAGAAAACCCCAGGUCUGUGGAAUGGAGCAAGUCAAUACCCCUAUCUUUGCAACUAUAUUCGCAUCAGACAGUGUUCAGUCCUUUGCAGGAGGGUUCAGUGCGGCUAAAGCUGGAAGCAUCGAAACAGUUCGGAGCAAUUUUGAUGAAGCAUUUGGAUGGCAGAUUGUGAUCACAGGGACUGACGGUAAAGGAAUCGCAACAUCCACCAUCCCGGACACCAUCACCGAGUGGAAGAGCGACAUGUUCUGCGUCUCCCAAACAGAAGGCGUGGGCUUCACCAACCAGACUGCAAAGAUCACCACAUUUUUACCAUUCUUCGGGGAACUGACAAUGCCGCAAUACUGCACCAGAGGCGAAAAACUCAUAAUAACCACAACCGCGGUGAACUACGAAGACGACUGCAAGAAGGUCAGUUUUUCAGUCACAGCUUCUGACGAUUCUCAGGCGACCUCCCUGAGUGGCGAUGAGGAGAUCUGUAUAUGUAACGGAGAAUCUGCCUCAAAACAGUGGAGCAUGGAUUUUACCUCUUUAGGUGAAGUAAACCUCUCAGCAUCUGUCUCAACAACUCACAUAUCUGAUUCAUGUGACGGGCCCAAUGACGAUUCAAAACCAUCCCGUACAGACACAGUCAUAAAACCCCUUCAAGUAGAGGCCGAAGGAGUAAAACGAGAAGUAACAUUCAGUCACCUGGCCAUCGUGAAAGAUACAACCUCUGAUAUUGAAGUCACGAUUGAGAGUCCAGAUAACUUGGUGGAAGGUUCAUUUCAGAUAUACUUCACUGUCGUAGGUGACACUGUAGGACUCAUGGCUGCUAAUCUCAUCAAUUUGCUGAGUCAGCCAGACGGAUGCUGUGAGCAGAACCUGGCCAGGAUUCUUCCCGUCGCCUUUUUGCUAAACUAUCUCAAUUCUACCAACCAAUUAGACGACGACCUUCGUGAAAAGGCACAGAGUUAUCUCAGCUCUGGUUAUGCUCGACAACUUGCAUGCCGGAGCUGGGAUGGCCAAUAUUCUGUCUUCCGCAAUUCGCAUGUUCCAAAUUCUUGGUUGAGUAUAAACACAUUCUUUGCCUUUGAGCAAACAAAGCCUUGGGCCUAUAUAGAUGAGAGCGUCCAACAACAGACAUUGCUACAACUGGGGAGGACACAGGACCUGAGUACCGGCUGCUUCAGUCCCACUGGGUCACUAUUCACCGUCCAGGAUGAUUAUAAUAAUACGCUCCGCUAUACAGCGUAUGUGGCAAAGCGGUUACUGAAAUCUAAUUUAUACGGAAUUGGGGAAACAUUGUUGGAAGGUUGCCUAAGGUGUAUCCAAGCAGCGGAUUACGAGACCCUGGAUAUAUAUACUCUCGCCUAUGUAUUCGAAGUUAUAGCUCUGGCUAAACUAGACAGAUGGGAAGAGGUGUACGCCAUUGUGCAAGCACGGGCCAUAACCGAAGGUGGUACAAUAUACUGGAGGCGUGAAAACAUACUUUCAGGAAGGCCAUAUUAUUUCUUGCCCAUUGUGUACGCCUCAGCAGAGGUGGACAUCACAGCAACCAUGAUGUUGGGUAUUUUGCACGGCCCUGUUGUGAAUCAAGAGAAACUCGAUGAACUCGCCCAAAUAGCAACGUGGCUGUCUCAGCGUCAGAACGCAUAUGGUGGUUACAUAUCCUCACAGGACACAGUAACGUCGGUUGAAGCCAUUACGGAGUAUGGUCUACGGGUCUACGUUGACGACACCGAUGUUAACAUUUUUGUGGCUCUAGGAGAUAUUCAAGUUGCCCAAGCAAGUGUUACCAAAGAUAACAAGAUGCUGGUUCAGAGAAUCCCCUUACCUGUUGAAUUUGGAAUUUACACAGUGACCACCUCUGGAAAAGGCAACCCCCUAAUACAGAUCACAGCUAAAUUCAACACCAAGGUAACAAAUGAAGGAAGCGAAUUCUCCCUGACCGUUACUACACGGACUGAAUCCUGUACUGAAGGUGUAGCGCCAGUCAUUUAUACUGAUAUCUGUGCCAGUUACAAUGGUGACCAACAGGAAACCAACAUGAUCUUAAUUGACAUCAAGGAACUGACUGGUUAUUCGACUGAUCGUGGAUCAUUCUACAAUAUUUUGUCUGCAGAUAAGAUAUCUGACGUUGUUUUUAAAGACAAUCAUGUUUACUUAUACCUGAAUUCCCUGAAAGCUGGCAUCGAGGUCUGCCACACCAUAACAUCGUAUUUGGACAUGCGGGCUCUACUCUAUCAGAGCAGCACUAUUAUCUUACAGGACUAUUAUAAUCCAGAUAAAUCGGCUUAUGCAGAUUACUCCUACCCCUGCUCACCUUUAGUUGUGGAGUAAUCUUGGUGGCUACAGGAUCACGUUUCAGGAUAUUAGACAUUCUGAAACCUGUCGACUUAGUGUAGAUCUAAAUCCGAACUUUACAAGACCGAAAGACCAUCAACAAAAACUGAGAUGAACCCGGGAAUAUCAAUACAAGAAGUCUGGAGAACUCCCAGAACGGAAGAAUGAUUUGCAGCAUUGAGCAUUGCCUAUGGGUCAUCUAUAUUAGAGAAAUUGAUUUAAUUCAACUUUUAUGGUCAAACUUUCUCCUGAUAAUUCUUCUGUGAUCAUUCUUCUGAAAUAAAAGUAUAGUACUUUCAGUCCACAGCAUACUGUCUAACUAAUCGUA